Messenger RNA from Haplochromis burtoni (Burton's mouthbrooder), 652 nucleotides. RefSeq names its product gamma-crystallin M2. Bases 61 to 582 code for a protein of 173 amino acids. The record is from RefSeq and is a predicted model, not a curated record. Gene Ontology annotation, molecular function: structural constituent of eye lens. Lineage: Eukaryota; Metazoa; Chordata; Actinopteri; Cichliformes; Cichlidae. The transcript is spliced from 3 exons. Gene Ontology annotation, biological process: visual perception; lens development in camera-type eye.
UAUAAAGGCAGCCUGGAGCCCACGGCUGCUGCUACAGUGUGACAAAAGUUAGCCGACACAAUGGGUAAGAUCAUUUUCUACGAGGACAGGAACUUCGAUGGUCGCUCUUAUGAGUGCAGCAGCGAGUGCGCUGACCUACAUUCCCACUUUAGUCGCUGCAACUCCAUCAGAGUGGACAGUGGUAACUGGAUGGUCUAUGAGAGACCCAACUACAUGGGCUACCAGUACUUCCUGAGGAAGGGCGAAUAUCCAGACUACCAGCGCUGGAUGGGAUUCAACGACUGCGUGAGAUCCUGCCGUAUGAUCCCUAUGCACCAAGGCACUCACAGACUGAUGAUCUACGAGCGCCCAGAACUUGGAGGACAGAUGAUGGAGCUGACAGAUGACUGCCCCUCCCUGUAUGAACGCUUCCAUUUCAAUGACAUCUACUCCUGCAACGUAAUGGAUGGCUACUGGAUCUUCUACGAGCAUCCUCACUACAGGGGACGGCAGUACCUGAUACAUCCUGGUGAAUACAGGAGGUUUCAUGAGUGGGGAGGCAUGAGUCCCAGGGUUGGAUCCAUCAGACGCAUCAUUAUGUGAGAAUGCCGAUGUGAGAUAUUUCAUGUGAAAUAUUUUAAAAAGUACUACCAAUAAACCAAACAAAAGACCA